UACCAUGUUUUAGAAAGAAUGGAGCAGCAAGUCAUCAUUUGUGAGCCAAUGUUGACGCACGCCGUCUGAUUUCUAAUACAUCAUCAACAAGGACGUGUAAGAAGCUUUGCGUUAUAUAUUUCGGAACUUUGAGGCAAUUAGAGGCUAUUACACAACCGGAUUGAAAAAGCUCAAAUAUUACAGCUAUAGAAACAAGCAAAAAGUAUUGACCGAAAUGUAUAAACGGUUGUUUACAGGUAGCAGAAAAUACCAAGAAGGCAAUCCUGAUAUACAACAAGCAAAUCAGCAAAAGUGGAAACCAUUAGCCCCUAGUGACAAUGCCGUGGCGUUUCGUUCUGCUCAGUUCAGUGAGCUUCGUGGGAAUGUACCUUCUCCAACAAAGGUAUUCAGAAAAGCCCUGCUAAAUUAUGUCAAAUCAACCAGACGCAAUCAGCCAAAUUCAAGAAAGUACAUCGUUAUGAUUGAUGAGUAUUUCACAAGUCAAAUAUGUCCCAGAUGUCAUACAAGAAGUACUUCCAACCAACGUGAUAACUCCAAUAUGAUGAUCCAUCCAAGAUCACAUGGCGAGUCUCAACAUACGCUCUAUCUUUUUGUAUAUGGCUGCCAACGACAACAAUCGACCUGAAGAGUUUCGACAGGGCCUGAACAAUUGAAUAACAUUAUGUCCUGUAUAGCAGCAAGACACCCUAUAUUUACAGGUAAGUUGACCUAUUGAAUAAAAGUUUUCAUUCACCCAAAAAUUAAAAGUAUCUUCAUAUGUCCCAUUUCCGUAUCGCUGUCCUACUUUCGUGUCUCUGUCCCA
This is a messenger RNA of Cokeromyces recurvatus, 802 nucleotides long. RefSeq lists its product as uncharacterized. The transcript is spliced from 5 exons. Bases 215 to 625 code for a protein of 136 amino acids. NCBI's taxonomy places the organism in Eukaryota, Fungi, Mucoromycota, Mucoromycetes, Mucorales, Mucoraceae. The record is from RefSeq and is a predicted model, not a curated record.